AAAAUAAUCAAAGAGUGCCUUUUGCUCGUCUCGCUCUUCGGAGAGAGAGGGGCGAGAAACGCACGACGAUCUCAUCGCCGGAGAGAUGGAUCGGAGCUCGGAGUUCGAUAAGAUGCGGCACGUCGCAUCCCUGGAGCUGAUGAUGGAAUGGAUGCCAUCGCCAUACGAGUCGCAGGAGAUAAACAGGCUCACUCUUGCCCACUUCGCCAUCUCCGGUCUCGCCAUCCUUGGCGCCAUAGAUCAGAUCGACAAGGACCGCGUCAUCAAUUGGGUUUUGUCAUUGCGAGCACUGCCCAAAGACAAAGCCGAGCUUGAGAAGGGAGAGUUUUAUGGAUUUCAUGGCUCUAGAAGCUCUCAAUUCGAUCGGCAUGACGGCAAGGAUUUAGUCCCCAAUGGUAGUCAUCUGGCGAGUACUUACUGUGCCCUGGCUAUACUCAGAAUUAUUGGGUAUGAUUUGUCAAGCAUGGACUCCGAAUCUAUCAUAAUUUCAAUGAGACACCUUCAGCAGCCUGAUGGGAGUUUUACUCCCAUUCAUCUUGGAGCAGAAACAGAUCUUCGGUUUGUUUAUUGCGCAGCUGCCAUAUGUUACAUGUUCAAUAAUUGGACUGGAAUGGACAGAGAAAAGGCCAAGGAGUACAUACUCAGGUGCCAGUCAUAUGAUGGAGGCUUUGGUUUGGUACCAGGUUCAGAAUCUCAUGGUGGUGGGACUUAUUGUGCUGUUGCAGCUCUCCGACUAAUGGGUUUUAUCGAAGCUGAUAUUUUGUCAAAAUCAACACUAGGGACAACUAUCAAUGUACCUUUGCUAUUGGAGUGGUGCAUUCAGCGGCAAGGAGUUAAUGGUGGAUUUCAAGGAAGAGCCAACAAGGCCAGUGAUACAUGUUAUGCAUUUUGGGUUGGUGGAGUCUUAAAAAUUCUAGGGGCCUACCAUUUUUUGGACAAGAAUGCAUUGCGAAGAUUCUUGCUUUCUUGCCAGUCUCAGUAUGGCGGGUUUCAAAAAUUCCCAGAAGAUGCAACGCCUGACCUUUAUCAUUCUUACUAUGGCCUCGCCGCAUUGAGCUUGCUAGAGGAGCCUGGACUCGUGCCACUUUGUGUCGAACUAGGCAUUCCUUCUCCAGAAAUCGUCUGAAUAUGACCAUCUUAUGUUUUUACUGAUUUUUCUCUUCUUAUUCAAGAACCAGCACACCUGAUUCAUCGUAUUUUGUAUCUCAUUACUUAUGAUUGACAUCUUGAUAAGGUAUAUUUGUAACAACAGGUACUAUAAAUUCAUUAGAUCCAGACUCAGUUUCACCAACAAAGCAUGUGUUAUUGCAACAUUGCAAGCUCUGAUUUAUGUGCUUUAUUCAUCUUUCUUGUUUAUUUUCCAUAGCAAUAGCAUGAUCAAGAGCUUACUAUAGCAACAAUGAUCAACAUCCAAAGCAAUAAGCAUUUGCUGCAAAACUAACUGGAAAA
This is a messenger RNA of Dioscorea cayenensis subsp. rotundata (Guinea yam), 1449 nucleotides long. Its product is annotated as geranylgeranyl transferase type-1 subunit beta. Gene Ontology annotation, molecular function: CAAX-protein geranylgeranyltransferase activity. Gene Ontology annotation, cellular component: CAAX-protein geranylgeranyltransferase complex. Gene Ontology annotation, biological process: protein geranylgeranylation. The coding region runs from base 86 to 1126 and encodes 346 amino acids. NCBI's taxonomy places the organism in Eukaryota, Viridiplantae, Streptophyta, Magnoliopsida, Dioscoreales, Dioscoreaceae. The record is from RefSeq and is a predicted model, not a curated record. The transcript has 10 exons.